UCGUCGUGAAAGGUUCGUUGCGCGCGCGGAAAAACUGAAAAGUCUCGAAGCGAAUUUCGAACGGAAAAGUGCUACAAAAUAAGGCGAGUGCAAUUCCUCGACCUGCGAACGCCGGUGGCUAAGGUUGCCAAGAAGCCUCGCAAUUAAAUCUAUUUUCGCCGACAUUAAUACACAAACCGAAAGCAAAAACAAAACGCAAUCGCUGGCAAAUCAAUUGCUUAAGGAAUUGAGUACUAUUUACGUAUGUUAUGUCAUGGAAAGUCUCUGAGCAAAUCUCUUGAAUAAGUUCGGAAAAUAUUUUUGUGAAAUUUUUGCAACCAUUUGAAAACUACACAUAAAAAAUAAAAGAAAAACAAAAAGUGCCAGACACGCGCGUAAUUUUUUGCACAAUUUUUCUAGCGGCGUCGAAGAGAAACUCCGCGCUCUCAGCGUUUCCUCCUCCUCGUCCUCCUCCUUAACCGCCCACCAGCUCACGUUUACUACCACUUUUAUUGCUAACGCGUGUUUUUGGGGCCUUUUGUUUUGUGCGCUCGUAUUUGUUGGCCGUGUGUCUCAGUGUGUGUGCGUGUUAGCCGGCAAGUGCAUUUGUGUGUGUUGCCGCGAACAGCUGUUCACCAGACAGCAUGCAGAAGUAAAUACGAAAAGCGAAUAGUGGUGCCCAGAUAAAUCGCAAUCCCCAAUUCGCGGUUUAAAAGAUAAAUCUCAGAGUUCAAUCGCAAAUUUCGCAACAAUCAUCCAUCAAAAUGGCGGCCAGGAGCAUCCGGCUGGCGCAGCUCUUGCUAUUCACCCUGCUCUGCGGUCUAGUUGGCCUGUCAGCCGCCAAGCACCUGGAUUUGGACGGGGGCGGCAGCUCAGUGCACCACCACCAGCACCACCAGCACAGCGCCACCACGCACCACCGACGUCGCCUGCAGCGGGACUCGCGGGCAAAGGACGCGGCGGACGGACAGCCCCACCAGUGCGAGGUCGUCAAGAAGUACUUCGAGACGUUCGACAUCAAGUCGAGUGGGACUUACAACGAAAAAGGCGCCAUUUGCGGAGGAAGCUGCUGCAACAAUGCCACGGAGCUGGAGCUGCGUGACAAAGCCGCCGCGAUGUUCAAGAAUCUGCUGCACCACCACACCAGCAGCCUGCGCGGAGUCCUCGAGACGAAUGCCAAACAAUUCCAGGGUCACGUCCUGGAAUUGGCUCAGAUUUCGGAGAACAUGACCCACACCCUCUUCUCCACGGUCUACUUCAAUAUGGUGCCGCAAUCCCGCAUGAUGAUCCAUCAAUUGUACACGGAAAUCAUGAACCAUUUGAUCUACACCUCGAACUACACGAACAGCAAUGGGCAGCUGGGUAGGCGUGGCAUUGGGAGUGUCCAGAGCAACUUGGAGGAGGCUGUGAGGCAGUUCUUCGUGCAACUAUUCCCGGUUGCAUACCACCGGGAGGUGCACCUGUCCAAGAACAACAUGGGCGAUCUGCACGAGGACUAUGUGAACUGCCUGAAGCACAACUUCGACGAGAUGCGUCCCUUCGGGGACAUUCCCCGCCAGCUGCAGGCCAGUCUCGGCCAGAGUGUCCACAUGUCCAAUGUCUUCAUGAACGCCCUGCUCCAGGCCGCCGAGGUUCUUAGCGAGGCGGAUGGCCUUUAUGGCCAGCAACUGACCGACACGUGCAAGCAGCAGCUCCUCAAGAUGCACUACUGCCCCAACUGCAAUGGCCACCAUUCGGGGAGCGGAACCAAACUGUGCGACGGCUACUGCAAGAACGUGAUGCGCGGCUGCUCGGCGGAAUUCGCUGGCCUGCUGGACAGCCCCUGGUCGAGUGUGGUGGACGCCCUCAGCAACCUGGUGACCACCCACAUUCUGUCGGACAGCGGCAUCAUCAACGUCAUCAAACAGCUGCAGCCCAAGCUCUCCGAUGCAAUUAUGGCCGCCAUGAACAAUAGCCCUGAUUUGGAGCAAAAGGUGAAGAAGACGUGCGGCACGCCCAGCCUGACGCCCUAUUCCAGUGGAGAGGCGGAGGCACGGCCUCCGCUCCACAAGAACAACAUCAAGUGGGCCCAGGCCCCGGAUCCGGGCAUGGUCGUCUUACUUGCCACCAUCGACAAGAGCAAGGAGUUCUACACGACCAUCGUGGACAACUUCUGUGACGAGCAGCACUCUCUCAAGGAUCACUGCUGGACAGGCGAUCGCUUCGGAGACUACACCCAGCUGCUGAUUGACCCGGGAACCGAUAGACAGCGCUACAAUCCCGAAGUGCCCUUCAAUCCGAAUACACAGGUCAGCCAGCUGAACGAGCUGGUCGACAAGCUCAUCAAGAUCCGCAAGAGCGUUGGAGCUGCGGCACCUUCCAACAGCAUACAGUCGUCGCACGACAUCCAGAAUGACAUGGGAGAAGGCUCCGGCGGCGGAGAGGGCCAGAUCAGCGACGACGAGGAGGAGUACGGAGGCGCACAUGGUUCCGGUGAUGGCUCCGGCGAUGGAUCCCACACGACCAUCGAGGACACCGAGGACUCCACAUCGAAUCAAGUGGAGCCGCGCGACGGGGACAAAACUAGUGGGUCGAACCCACUGGCGGCCACCGCGACGUGGAUGCUCCUCACUCUAGUCACAAUGCUCCUCAGCAGUUGCAGUUAAGGAUGCUGCCCCAUCCGCGGGAUUGGACACUAAUUGUGCCCCACAGCGAGGGCAAGGAAUGAAUAAGCCACAACAGCAACAGCAAAUGCACAAGAAUCGAGUUAAAUCAUUAAUUAAUAACUAUUAUCAUUAUUAUUAUUAUUUGUGUAAUUCUUAAGUUGUUACAAGUAAUUUAUUAGGCCCUAAGCGCAUUCAUCUAGCAAUCGACUAACAAUUCACACACCAGAAGCGAAAACUGAACUUUUGAAGCGCACCUCUCCUUCUAGCUUUUCCAAAUUUGGAGCUCAUCGAAUUUCCAUGCCGAAUCCAACUAGACUUGUGUGCCAUAUAAACGUGUUGGAGAUUUGCAUACGAAUCGAGUAAUCGCUAAAAAUAACUAUACGAAAAUUAAACAAAAUAUUCUCAGACUCAAGCCGAAACCCUUUCCAUAGAGUGUGAAGUUUGUUCAGAUACAUGUUAAUAUAUAUAGCGUACAGUACAUAAAGCUCAAUGUUCAAAGCAAGUUGUUCCUUUUCGGUGUAACUAAACAAGUAAACAAGUAAACAGUAACGAAAUCAGAUUCAAUGGCUAGUUCUUGGAGCGAUCACAAAUAUUAUACGUAAAGGAUAUAAAUCUGUUAGCUGUAGCUCAGUGAAUGUUAAACUUAAACUUAAACGAAAUUAUUGUUGUCUACACAUUUCGAACUGAACGAAUGCGAACAAUUUAGAAAUUGAUCAAUUGGGUAAUCGACGCGAAAUGCAUACGAAUGGAAUUUAGUUGAGUAAACGCACUUUACGGAAAAACUAGAAGACUUACAGCUUUAUACGCAAAACAAAAACAAAAACGAAGAAAAAACAAAAAAAAAACGAAACAAAAAUCGAUGAAAAUCUAUUGAUAUAUACGUAUAUUAUAUGUAGCAUUAUUUAAAUUAUAUUUGAAAAAGAAAAGAGAGAAGACCUUGGGGAAAUGUCAUGAAAUGCAUUCAGCUAAUUAGAGUUUAUGGAGCACUCGAAAUUCUGAGAGAAAGUGCAGAAAAGGCAGAGUUCAGCGCACAAAUCACAGUUCGCAAUUUGCAAAUCUGCAAAUCUGCAAUUCGCAAUCUGCAAUUUCAAACGAAACUAUUGUUGCAAUCUAACGGAUACUUUACAGUGGGGCAGAGCGCUGCUGAAUCAAAUCCAGAGAGCAGCGCUGGCGACACUCUAAAAAACAAAUAAAUAUAUAUAUACAAAUGAAUAUGAAAUAUGCAUUAAUACGAGUACGACGCCAGCGAUAAGAAUAAAGUCUAUAUAUACAUACAUAUAUAUAUAUAUAUAUAUAUAUGCGUAAAUGAAUUAACUAAUUAAAUCGUAAUUAUAUGCUAGUGCGUAAACUGUAACGAUUAGUUCGUAACGUGUAAAAAGCAAAAAGUUGACCGAGAACAACAAAUUUAGUUAGUAGCAAAUUAACAAAGGAAACGCCAACUGCCACCGCACACAUCAAAUUGGCAUAUAUAUCGCAUAUACACAUUCGAUCCGAUCCGAUCACGAUCAGAUCGUGUGUGUGCGGGCGCGCUGGUUGAACUAUGUAUAAUUAUUAUUUGUAUCAUUAUUAUUUAACUAUUGCAUGUGAUUAAUAAUAUUUAAGUUAAACGUAAACGCAACAUAUUAAAUUGUAACUUAUGUAUACCGCAAAAAAACAGCCACAUUGUGCGAUGGGAAAUCAUCGUUGUAAAUCUAUUUGGAGAUAACCAAAAUAAAUGUACUACGUUUAGAUGCCUAAAAACCAAUAAAUAAUUAUGUAACAAGAAA
Molecule: messenger RNA, 4390 nt
Organism: Drosophila rhopaloa
Lineage: Eukaryota; Metazoa; Arthropoda; Insecta; Diptera; Drosophilidae
Gene: dally
Product: division abnormally delayed protein
Exons: 9
Coding region: 744-2624 (626 amino acids)
Biological process (GO): cell migration; positive regulation of canonical Wnt signaling pathway; regulation of protein localization to membrane
Cellular component (GO): cell surface; extracellular region; plasma membrane
Source: RefSeq, a predicted model, not a curated record